Molecule: messenger RNA, 1590 nt
Organism: Pieris macdunnoughi
Lineage: Eukaryota; Metazoa; Arthropoda; Insecta; Lepidoptera; Pieridae
Source: the annotation of a GenBank genome assembly
AUGGACGUAAGUGUUAUGGCACCAAAUGCCAUGGUGGUUACACCACAUCACCUGGCUACUCAAACUGCCAUAAUGAUAUUACGUCAGGGCGGGACAGCUAUUGAAGCAAUGGUUGCCGCUGCAGCGACAAUAUCCGUUGUGUACCCUCAUAUGAAUAGUAUAGGAGGUGAUAGUUUCUGGCUGAUUCUCCCACCGAAUGGUGAUCCCGUAGCUAUUGAUGCGUCUGGUCCGGCAGGAAGCUUAGCUGAUCUGAACUUUUUUCAAGGUAUUAAUAAAAUUCCAGACAAAGGUCCAAAGUCUGCGAUUACAGUAGCAGGAACAGUUGCAGGCUGGGAAGCGGCAUUGCGAUAUCUAACAGAAUCUGGUUAUCAACCGAUGCCUGUCGCUAAUCUUCUAUCAGACGCCAUAGCCUACUCUGAACACGGUUUUCCAAUUUCAUCAAGCCAGGCAAAAGCAAAUGAAAUAUUUAAGACGAGGCUAACAAAUUUUACUCAAUACUUCAAAGAUGUAUUUUAUCCUGCUGGUAGAGUUUUAAAAACUGGGGAUCUUUUGUAUCAGAAAAACUUAGCAAACACUUUUAAAGAUCUUGCAAAUAACGGAUUGGAUAGUUUCUAUCGUGGCACUGUAGCUCAAUCAAUAGUCGAAGAUAUGCAAACUCUCGGCAUGCCUAUAACAGAAUCCGACCUUUUUAAUUAUAAUACUACACGAUGUAGACCUUUGAGGCUGAAACAUUCGCAUGGUGAGUUAUUAAACUUACCACCACCUACACAAGGGAUACUUUCGCUAUCCAUACUUGGUAUGUUAGACGACUUACACAUUGAUGGAAAACAUGAAGGUGAAUUUAUUCAUGCCGCUGUUGAAGCUACCAAGCAGGCAUUUAAAUUGCGCGAUACAUACGUAACUGAUCCUAGAUAUAUGACUGUUUCUGCUCAAUCAUUGCUUUCGAAAAGUAAUAUCUCUGAAAUGGCAAGUCGCAUAGAUCUAGAACGGGCUUCAUCCGAAGGAAAUGGAGAUGGACCAGGUGACACAAUUUGGAUGGGUAUUAUGGAUAAAGAAGGAUUUUCAGUCUCUUUUAUACAAAGUAUAUUCCACGAAUAUGGAAGUGGCGUAGUGCUACCUAAGACUGGUAUUUUGUGGCAGAAUAGAGGUGUUUCAUUUAAUUUAAAUCCGGGCAGUUUAAGAUUUAUAGAACCGGGAAAAAAACCUUUUCACACCCUUAACCCAGCUGCUGCAAUAUUGAACGAUGGAAGAGUUAUGCUAUACGGAACUCGUGGUGGAGAUGGCCAACCCCAAACUCAAACAGCAAUUUUUCACAGAUAUGUGGUUCAAGGAAAGAAUUUACAACAAUCUGUUUACGACCCACGAUGGGCAUAUGGGCCACUUACUAUGGAUCCUACGAGUAUACUGCGUCUUGAAAAUAGAUUUUCACAAGAAACCAUAAAUUAUUUAAAGGAUAGAGGUCAUGUUAUGGCAAUGUUGCCUGCGUUUUCUGAAAUGGUGGGACAAGCUGGUGCUCUAGUUCGACAUACAAAUGGUGUAUUAGAAGGAGCCUGGGAUGUGCGGAGUAACGGAUUUGCUGCUGGUUUCUAG